AUGCAACAUCAAGAAAAUGGAAAGUCUAUAUUCCCGCUAGUAGAAACACAAAAUGUCUUGAACGACACUUCAAUGACAGAUAGUGCGUUUAUACAACAUCGUUUACAACAACAACAACAACAACAGCAGCAGCAAAUUAUUAUGCCAAAUGCUCACGAUCAAAAUACGUAUUUACAACAACAGCAAAUUAACAUGGUAAAUAACCACGAACAAAGUGCAUAUAUACAACAACUACAGCAGCAACAACAGCUGCAACAACAACAACAAAUGCAACAACAACAACAGUUACAACAGCUAGAACAACAACAACAGAUGCAACAACAACAACAGCUACAACAACAACAGCAAAUUAAUAAGCCAAUAGUUAAUGAACAAAGAAUAAAUACUGUCGCUAGCGACAUGGAACUUGACAGCCAGACUCCAUCGGCUUCGUGGUAA
This is a messenger RNA of Ctenocephalides felis (cat flea), 438 nucleotides long. RefSeq lists its product as uncharacterized. The record is from RefSeq and is a predicted model, not a curated record. The coding region runs from base 1 to 438 and encodes 145 amino acids. The transcript has a single exon. NCBI's taxonomy places the organism in Eukaryota, Metazoa, Arthropoda, Insecta, Siphonaptera, Pulicidae.